AUCGCGCGCUCCAUUCAAACGGUGGAAGAAGCGCUCGAGUAUCGCCACGACCGGAUGACGCCAGAAGUUCACGAGUGAACGAUUACAAUGGCAACCUGACCAUGCACCUACAGAAAGUGUUGCCGAGCGCACUGGGCUCAAGAUUGCGGAGGAGAUCAACAAGAAACACCUGCAGAAGCAGCGACCUGCCUCGCUUAUUCGGGAUCUAUCGCCGCUGGCUGUUCCGGCUAUGUCCGGUCGUGCGAUAGUCUAAGCCGGCACUGUAAGAGUUCGGACUUGAUCUCCAGCAUGGAUUUGGUGCAGAGCAUUUCCUCGAAGGAAUUCAAUGGCACCCAACUCCAGCAGCCGCAGGUGGCCAAACAGUAGUCUCCACGUACUGCGAUAUGCUUCUGGAAAUAGCCCACGUGCAGCGAACCGUCCCAGCAGCACAUGAAGACCAACACGAACCGCUGACAGCACAGAUGCAACAUCGACCUGCUGUUGCAACGUCGAUCAGAACCUGGCGCUGAACAUGCUGAGGGAGGGUGAGAAGGACAUUCCCAGACUGACGGAUACAACCAUGCCGCGUCGUCUCGGACCAAAGCGUGCGACCAACAUCCGCAAGCUGUACAACCUGACCAUGUUUGUGGAGAAGCGCCCGCUGCCGGAGAAGGACGGCAAGAAGACUAAGUCCAAUUCGGCCAAGAUCCAGCGUCUUAUCACUCCAGGUGUGCUGCAGCGCAAGAGCUCUCGUCUGGCAUCAAAAAGAGUUGCGAUGAGUCGCGUCCAAGUAUAUAAAGGUGCCGGCCCUGCGCCGUCGGAACGUAUCUGCCGCCGGAUCCGACUGUCGUCCAUGCGAGAAUUGCGCAGUUCAGUUGAAUCCGAGAAGGAGAAGAACAAGGCCGUUGUCAAGGCUGCCAAGAAGGUGACCGAAGUCGCCAAGUCCGCCAAGAAGUCCGAGGCCGGCAAGAAGGCUGUUACAGGGGAAGGAAAAGAAGAUCUUGAAGAAGGACGCAGCGGCCGGAACCUGGUCUUGCGGUUUUUGUAAUUUGAUCUUAAUGGUGACACAAAUAUACAGAGUUAAGAAAUCCUACCGCGCUCUGUAGUUAUAGAAUAGACCUAAUCAAUGGUAAACAUAACAACGUGGUAUUUUCUGUUGAAGUAAUAAAACUAAAUACUGUUUGCUUUUUAUUCUUAUCUUCUUCUUAGGAGAAAUGUUAAUUAAAACAUAUUAUUUUUAUUGCUUGAACACCAAAUAAAACUCAGUUGAGCGGAAUUUUCAUGUUCAAUGCUUAGCUUAGUUUUAUUUGUCGUGUUUAAGCAAUAAAAAUAAUAUGUUUUGAUCUUUUAAUUAAUAUUUAUUUUUCGUACACAUUUGGUUUGCGUCCUGGGGGAAUAAAUCCAUCUAGUGGUGAAAAGCGGUACUAGCCCAGCAGCGGCAAAGUAUGGUGGCGCCGCCAGUGGUGAAUAGUGAAAACAGCCAAAAGCUGCGCGCGGCGACACGCACACAUUCAAACUAACUGUCAAAUUUGGAACAAAGCAAGAUGAACAUCGGAUGGUCAGCGCGCUUUGAGCAUCGGAUUCUCAUGAUCGUUUAUGAUCAUUCGAUGUUCAAGAAUCGGGUACCAAUGCUCAUAAAAUUCGC
Culex pipiens pallens (northern house mosquito) is the source of this 1624-nucleotide messenger RNA. RefSeq names its product 40S ribosomal protein S6-like. The record is from RefSeq and is a predicted model, not a curated record. Gene Ontology annotation, cellular component: ribosome. Bases 512 to 1027 code for a protein of 171 amino acids. The transcript has 2 exons. Gene Ontology annotation, biological process: translation. Lineage: Eukaryota; Metazoa; Arthropoda; Insecta; Diptera; Culicidae. Gene Ontology annotation, molecular function: structural constituent of ribosome.